GCCCGAGCGGCGCUGAGAAGGAACCAAGAUGGCGGCGGUGGCGGCGGCGCUCGGGCGGUUGGGCCGGAGAUGGAGCGGCCUCGGCAGGUGCGGCCCCCGCGGCCUCUCCCGGCCUCACCUCGCCACGGCCUCCGGGCCCAGGCGCUCACUGUCCGCCUCACAGGAGUUCACAUCGCUGGACGAGAAGCCCAAGUUCCCGGGAGCCUCGGCUGAGUUUGUGGACAGCCUGAAUUUUAUUCAACCGAAUGUCAUCUCCGGCAUCCCCAUUUACAGAGUCAUGGACCGGCAAGGGCAGAUCAUGAACACGAGUGAAGAUCCCAAGCUGCCGAAAGACAUGGUGCUGAAGUUUUACCAGAAGAUGACUCUGCUGAACACGAUGGACCGUAUACUGUACGAAUCUCAGCGGCAGGGCCGGAUCUCCUUCUACAUGACCAAUUACGGGGAGGAGGGCACACACAUCGGCAGCGCAGCGGCUCUGAAUGCCACCGACCUCGUGUUUGGGCAGUACAGGGAAGCGGGCGUCCUCAUGUACCGCGGCUACCCCCUGGAGCUCUUCAUGGGCCAGUGUUACGCCAACGCCAAGGACGAGGGCAAAGGCCGGCAGAUGCCGGUUCACUACGGCAGCAACAUCCACCACUUUGUCACCAUCUCCUCUCCUCUGGCCACGCAAAUUCCCCAAGCCGUGGGAGCCGCCUACUCCUUCAAGAUGGCUCAGGGCGACCGGGCCGUGAUCUGCUACUUCGGGGAAGGAGCCGCCAGUGAAGGGGACGCCCACGCUGGCUUCAACUUCUCCGCCACCCUCGAGUGUCCCAUCAUCUUCUUCUGCAGGAACAACGGCUACGCCAUCUCCACCCCAACCCACGAGCAGUACAGGGGCGACGGCAUCGCUGCCAGAGGCCCUGGUUAUGGUAUCAUGUCGAUCCGAGUUGACGGUAACGACGUCUUCGCCGUUUACAACGCCACCAAAGAGGCGCGGCGGAGAGCGGUGGCGGAAAACCAGCCCUUCCUCAUCGAGGCUAUGACCUACAGGAUCGGCCAUCACAGCACCAGCGACGACAGCUCAGCCUAUCGGUCGGUGGAUGAGGUCAACUACUGGGACAAGAAGGACCACCCCAUCUCCAGGCUCCGGCACUACAUGGUGAGCAAGGGCUGGUGGGACGAGGAGCAGGAGAAGGCCUGGAGGAAGCAGUCCAGGAAGCGGGUCAUGGAGGCCUUCGAGGAGGCCGAGCGGUGCCUGAAGCCCAAGCUGGAGAACAUGUUCACCGACGUGUACGAGGACAUGCCUCCCCAGCUGAAGAAGCAGCAGGAGUCUCUGGGAAGGCACCUGAAGAUGUACGGGGAGCAUUACCCCAUCGACCUCUUCGACAAAUAAUAAGAUCGGGGUCCGUCGCUGCCCUCUCCCCGGGGCUUGGAUUUCUGUUGCAAUGAACCCCCCCCCCCCACCCCAGAAGAGGCCGUUCUUGUUAAAGGGAAACCCUUUCUUCUCUCUCCCCCACAGCCCCACCCACCCACCCCCCCCAGGUCCUUGUGUUUGGUGCAUGUCUAUCACACACCGUCAGUUUUCUCCCCCCCACCGCAGGCACGCACACGCAGGCACGCACACGCAGACACACGCACACGCCUGUGUUCCCCGGCAGUCAGUAGGAACCCUCUUGUCAUUCGAUUGGGGGAAAUCACUUUCCGGGGGUAAUAAUCCCUUCAAAAUAAAUAAAAAUAAUAAUUCG
Molecule: messenger RNA, 1724 nt
Organism: Callorhinchus milii (elephant shark)
Lineage: Eukaryota; Metazoa; Chordata; Chondrichthyes; Chimaeriformes; Callorhinchidae
Gene: bckdha
Product: branched chain keto acid dehydrogenase E1 subunit alpha
Exons: 9
Coding region: 29-1372 (447 amino acids)
Biological process (GO): branched-chain amino acid catabolic process
Molecular function (GO): oxidoreductase activity, acting on the aldehyde or oxo group of donors, disulfide as acceptor
Source: RefSeq, a predicted model, not a curated record